This is a messenger RNA of Plodia interpunctella (Indianmeal moth), 1829 nucleotides long. Its product is annotated as transcription factor SPT20 homolog. The record is from RefSeq and is a predicted model, not a curated record. Bases 90 to 1754 code for a protein of 554 amino acids. Lineage: Eukaryota; Metazoa; Arthropoda; Insecta; Lepidoptera; Pyralidae. The transcript has 7 exons.
GUCGAUUUUGCAUGCGUCUUGAAUGAUAAAUAUACAAUUGUCUAUAAAACCAUUGCGCGCGCGCAGGGUGCAAGCGAAAGUGUUCGAAAAUGAAGGCAUUGUUGGCUGUGGUUCCUUUAAUCCUGAGCGUGGUGGCGGAGUCCCCCGCCCCCUACCCCCCGAGCGGGUUCAGACCCAAUGGACCUGCGUUUGAACUCCCACAGAGACAGCCUCAGAACACACAACAACAAUACCUUCCACCCUUGGACCCUCGCAGGCCAGCUCCUGAAGACCCAUACUCCGGGUCCGAUGACGCUGAUGUAUCAGUUCAAGGCUUGCCAACGCAAGAGCAGCUGCCAAUUUUUCAACCAUCGCCUAUAAACGGCCAGCAGUAUGUUGGACCAGCCCUGCAAAAAGAUCUGAAGAAUUUAGACGACAGUUACAGGCAACAACAGUAUCAACUACAACAGGAGAAAUACCGAGAAUACGAGAGGCAAAGACAACUAGAAGCUCAAGCGAAUAAACCAAUUGCUCCCAGACAAUUUGGACGGACUACUUCGCGACCUGAAACCUCUACUACUCAAAACGAAGAUAAUAAAACAACAACUGAAGCUAUUGAAUUAAACGAAGGAGAAACUCUUGAUGAUGACUCAAAGAAAGUCACCGUUGAAGUAUCAAAACAAAAGCUACAAGAAUAUCCCGGGGAAUUUUACUUGAGCUCUUUGGCUCAAUUACAGUUGCAACCUCAAUUCGCUCCAUUCCAAAUAAGUCAAUUAAGAGCACCACUGAUCGUUCAACCAGGAUUUUCUCAAAAGCAAGUAGCAGGCUAUGAUGCUCAGACUCAUUUUGCUGCUUUGCCUUCAGUUUUAGCUCAAAAGCAACUUUUCGAACAGAGUCAACAACAAGUAAAUCAACAGUAUACAGCUCCCAUCCAGCCGUUGGAUCAACAGCAAUUCAUAGCUCCAGUAAACCAAUAUCAACCUUUAAUUCAGCCGCAAACGCCUGAAAUACAAGCCUUCCCGCAGAUUCAGGCACAGCCAGUAGUGUUACAACCUCAAUCAGUUAACCAACCACAGUUUUAUGCUCAACCCACAUCUGAUACUGAACAGGUAGAAGAGAAAGAACAAGUACAGCCUCAACCUCAGUUUGUUUUUCAAACACAACAGGGAUAUCCUCAACAAGGCUAUCAGCCUCAAGCAGCCUAUCAACCACAAUCAGGUUUCCAGCCACAGCUAGCAUACCAACCCCAAUACCCACAACCAAAUGUAGAACAGAAUUACCCCCAAGUUCAAUACGUUAAUUAUCCUACUCAAGAUUUGGCUCAAUAUCAACCUCAGUUGUUACAACAGCCUCAAUUUCUUCAACAACAAGCGCAGUUUGGUCAACAACAAGGACAAGGACAAGGACAAGACGCAUUUCUUCAGAGCGGCCUAGACGUGAACCAAGAAGGCAAUGGUGUGGAACAGGAUGAUAAAGAAGGUUCAGACGAUGGUAACCAAGGUGUUACGGCUACAGCGGUGGCCACCGCCUUUGGAACUAGGACCCAGCCUCGGGUACAAUAUGGCGUUCCGUCCCCACGAGUGCAGGCAGAUCCGCGGUACCAAGCUACCACAGAAGGUACUCUUGAUGCAACUACAGUUGACAGCCCAGUGGUAGCGGAAGCCACUGCCGUGGCCAGUCCUGGGUCGAAAAGAAAGAGUGCUAAGUUGAGAAGACUUCGUCCCGUUUUCACUCUGGACAAGUCAGGACAUCUGGUGUUGGCGGAGCAAAAUUAAAAUAUAAAUUAAAAUAAUAAAUUUAAUUUAUUGAUAAAACCGACAAUAUAUAUAUAUAUAUAUUUCAUGAUUCUC